Messenger RNA from Carcharodon carcharias (great white shark), 1364 nucleotides. RefSeq lists its product as uncharacterized. NCBI's taxonomy places the organism in Eukaryota, Metazoa, Chordata, Chondrichthyes, Lamniformes, Lamnidae. The coding region runs from base 28 to 1002 and encodes 324 amino acids. The record is from RefSeq and is a predicted model, not a curated record. Gene Ontology annotation, cellular component: membrane. The transcript has a single exon. Gene Ontology annotation, biological process: G protein-coupled receptor signaling pathway; brain development; neurogenesis. Gene Ontology annotation, molecular function: G protein-coupled receptor activity.
GUGUUGCUGGUUGGGUUCAUAAUAAGGAUGGAGCCACCGAACAAUGGAACAAACACAGCAGUUGAGAUAACAGGCAGCAUCGUCCUUGGAUUAACCUGCUUUGUUGGAAUUCCAGGGAAUUCACUUGUCAUCUGGAUUAUAUUGUUCAAGAUGCAACAGCGAUCGCACACUGUCACCCUGAUCCUGAACCUGGCAAUUGCUGAUUUGGUUGUCCUACUUACAUUGCCUCUGUGGAUAUAUUCUAUCGUGAAUAGUUGGGUCUUUGGAACAACUCCAUGCAAAUUCCUGGGCUACCUGGUUUAUUGCAAUUUGUAUGGCAGUGUAUUCUUCAUCACGCUGAUGAGCAUGGACCGCUUCUUGGCUGUGAUCUAUCCAUUUGCUUCACAGCGAUGGCGGAGGAAGGGGAUUGUUCGCAAAGUGGUAGUCAUUGCUUGGUCAUUGGCUUUCCUGUUCGCUGUUCCUGUCAUUUUAGUAAAAAAUGUGGACAUUUUCGAUGGCCGCCCUCAAUGUUUGGGUCGUCAAUAUGAGUCCAAAGCCCAGCAAGUGACUUGCCUUGUACUGGAAACCCUGGUUGGAUUUAUAAUUCCUUUUUCAGUGCUGACUAUCUGUUAUGGAUUUGUUGUAAAAAAGGUGGGGCAAAUGACUUUUAAGAGCAAAAACAGGUCUGAGAUGUUAAUUGCAAGCAUCGUGAUAGCUUUUAUAAUCUGCUGGCUGCCUUAUCAUGUGUUCAACCUAGUUGAAUUUGUUUCUAUGAUGGUGGAGCUGGACCCGGACGCAGCAAAGGAGCUGCAAGACUUUUCUGGUGUGGGAUCAUACAUUACUGGAACUUUAGCUUUCAUCAGCAGCAGCAUUAACCCUCUACUUUAUGCAUUUGCCGCCCGGAAUUUGAGGAGCGGUUUUCGGUCUUCAGUAAUAGCCAAGGUUUUUGAUCAAAUGACCCCGUCCAAUAAAGAUGAAUAUACCCCAGCUCGCGAUGAUACAACGAGAAUGGAAAGCCUGUAAAUACUUGAUGCAUUGCCAAUGAUGGGAUGUAUUCACACGCUACGCGAUUAUCGACUGAAAAAUAUAUUGUGUGUAAUAUAAAUAAUGCAAUAGAAAGAAAAACUAGAGCACUUGCUCUGCCAUACAACACAUGACACUUUGCAUACUACAGAAACAAAUGUUACAUUAUUAAUCAGCUAUACUUUAUUACAAUCAUUUGUCUAAUGAAUGACUUAUUGACAAGUCGGUUCAAAUUGACUACUUUUGUGCGCAUAUGAUUUUAAAAUCAAUACUUAGAUUAUAAAGAUGUUGAAUUCAAGCAAUUAUGAAAAAUUGUCAUCUGCCCAUUUAAAAAAUAUUAUUACAGUUUUUGUUUGCUUUGA